This is a messenger RNA of Spodoptera litura, 888 nucleotides long. NCBI's taxonomy places the organism in Eukaryota, Metazoa, Arthropoda, Insecta, Lepidoptera, Noctuidae. The record is from RefSeq and is a predicted model, not a curated record.
AUGGAGACAACACUACAUGGUCUGAAGCAUACUGUCGAGAAGAAACUGCACUGGUUAGAAAGGUAUAAUUCAGAGCCAGUCGUGGUUUCCUUACAACGGGACUACAGGAGUUGGUGGACCACCUUCCCUGCUGUGACUGCUUGCUUCCUGGACAGGGUGCAGCCUGAUAAAGCGAGGGAGCUGGUCGAGGACACGUGGAACGUCACAGAAGAAUCAGACCCGGAGAAGUACCAGUACUACUAUGAGUUUAUAGAACUGAUAGCUGAUGUAUCAUUUCGGGAGAAUUUGCAGAACUUCUGGAAGUAUCAGACUGAUGACACUGUUAAAGGCAUUGAUCUGCUGGAUUUGGCGCUGACUGUCCAUCCUUCGUCUGUUCUACAGGUCAUCGUGUCUAAUAACGACCAUGAGGUGCACUGGAACCCAGUAAUGACAGAAGUGGGAAUGUGUUUGACUUUCAACUCUAUGUACGCUGAAUUUCAGCACAUGUUGCAAGAAGUUGAUUGGACUCCCUUCGAUUUAUUGCAGUGUCAUUAUCACAGUGGACGGUGUUCAGUUAGAAUAGACUCUAUGAACAAUGCUGUAAGAUAUUUCAUCCAUUCCCCUUAUGAAAUAUCGACCGCAAUAUCCAAUCCGACCGGUGAAGUGUUACCUGGAGAGGAACUGAUCAUUGAUUAUAAGGUGGUGGAAAUCCAGGCUUCUCCGAGUGUGAAGACCUUACGACCUGAACAGAGAAGAUGCAAGUAUCCAGACGAAUGGAUCAGCGAUUCUAUAAGAGCAUACAGUUUUUCUCUAUGUCAGAUGCACUGCCGCAGUCGUAUGGCUGUCAUGUUCUGUGGAUGUAGACCCUACUUCCACGUCAAGGGAGGUGAGCAUUACUUCGCUUUUUGA